Agrilus planipennis (emerald ash borer) is the source of this 577-nucleotide messenger RNA. Its product is annotated as deoxycytidylate deaminase-like. The transcript is spliced from 2 exons. Gene Ontology annotation, molecular function: dCMP deaminase activity; zinc ion binding. The record is from RefSeq and is a predicted model, not a curated record. Lineage: Eukaryota; Metazoa; Arthropoda; Insecta; Coleoptera; Buprestidae. Bases 130 to 564 code for a protein of 144 amino acids. Gene Ontology annotation, biological process: dUMP biosynthetic process; dTMP biosynthetic process. Gene Ontology annotation, cellular component: cytoplasm.
UCACAUGACAACAUGCACAGGGUACACGUACAGCAGUACAGCUAGUAUUAAUAUAUAUAACUGCUCAGAUAAGGCUCUCACUUACUGCAACGGUAUUAUAGACAACAAAAGUGUAUAAUUCAAACGAAAAUGACGACUGCACGUCGUGGCUCUUUCGAUGUGGAUGUUCACUUCAUGGGUGUUGCAUCUCUUGCAUCCAAACAAAGUAGAGAUCCUGUAACACAAGUUGGUGCGUGCAUUGUGAAAAACAACGUGAUUCUUGGAAUAGGAUACAACAGAAUGCCUAGAAAUUGCAGUCAUUUUCCUUGGGGAAAAAAUGAGAAAGACCCUUUAAAAAAUAAACAUUCUUACGUGUGUCAUGCAGAAAUGAUUGCCAUCUGCAACAAGAAUUCGGCGGAUGUUAAGGACUCUACGAUGUAUGUUACCUUGUUUCCGUGCAAUGAAUGCGCCAAAUUGAUAGUUGAAAAUGGAAUAAAGGAAGUUGUGUACCAAUCAUAUAAAGACAAACCAUCAACAGAUGCUUCAAAACUGAUAUUUGAUGCAGCAGGAGUUAAAUAUAGGUAAUACUUAUAGCACA